Messenger RNA from Puntigrus tetrazona (Sumatra barb), 3607 nucleotides. Its product is annotated as neuronal pentraxin-1. Bases 1126 to 2910 code for a protein of 594 amino acids. The transcript is spliced from 5 exons. The record is from RefSeq and is a predicted model, not a curated record. Lineage: Eukaryota; Metazoa; Chordata; Actinopteri; Cypriniformes; Cyprinidae.
UAAUUUCAACUUCAAUAAUGACACAAGAAUUAACAGCCAUCACAACAAAUUUGAAUAAAUUUGAUAAACAGCAUCACAAACACUUGCUACUUUUUCAGAUAACUAAACAGAAGUACAGAUUUCACAUUUUAAUCAGUUUUUUAUACGCUGUUGUUUGGCUCAGACUUGGGUUAUACAUUAUAUUAAUUGUCUGUUAUAAUACUUUUUAUACACGAGUUUCUCUGCGUUAUUUUCUUCAGUUUGAAUCCUACUUCUUAAUUUCUACAUUCUGCAUCCUCUUUUCCACUGAUGCGGUACAGUCGUACCGAACGCUCCCUCUCUCCUUUACGUUGUGGACAGCGUGUGCGUCCAGCUGUCUUUCUGCCAGCCAUCAGUCCGAGCACUUAAUUAAUCCAAUUAAUGGGUAAAGUUCAGCAGGUAGAGUAGAUACAUAACACUCUCUCUCUCUUUCUCAAACACACGCUAAUCCUCCGCAGACCGUUGAUGACGACUCUUUUCUUGAUUUAUCCUCAUUAGGACAGACUCUGACGUACACACUUCCACUUGCCCGGCGUAAAUGCCUGUCCUGUAUUAAUUUAGUAGCUUCGUGGAACUGAUUAUCCUGAACUCUUAAAUGGAGCGUCCUUCUCGAAGACUCCUUUGAAGGCGUUCUUGGUGUUAAAUUACAGAUUAGUCCAAUAGUUUCUGAGGUUUUUUAAAGUAUCAGUAGAUGCUUUUUAGAAGAACUAGAAAGUGUUAAAGCAAACUGAAGAUCAUAUAAAUAUGUACCUACUUAAAAUAGGAAUUCAAUAGAAAUGACAUUUAAGCAAAUUUGUGUUUAUGAUAGGUCAUAGUUUAACGUAAAAGAUGUCUUUUGGGAAUGUAUCAUGACAAGGGUUUUCUUGAACUCUUUCUCCAGGUUUCAGUCGGGCGGGAUCAUCAGACGGAUUACAUGUAAAUACACAUGCUCUCUGAACGGCUGGUGACCUUGGAGAGGAGGAGGCUGAGAAACACACAGUGAGCAGCAAGAGACAGGAUUUAGACCGAAGAAGGUCUGCGCUCCUUCUCUUGAAGGUACGGAUCUAGGAGCUUUAAACAUCAAAUAGCCGACUAUUUGAUCAGUUCGGCUGCAUUAAUCGCACAGAAAUGCAUCCGGCCAGCUCAAGAAAGAGCGAGGGGCUUUUCUCCUUCUUCUUCUGUGCCAUCUGUCUUGCCGUGAGCGCUGGGACAGGAAUGCCGGGUUCAGACUACAACCCUCAUCCCCGCUUCAUCUGCACCCCGAUCCCGGCCGAUGCCGAUCCCGGGUGUUUUCCGUCAGCGGGCGGCCCCGGGGGCCCCGGGGGCCCGGGACACCACGGCGGGAACAGCAACGGCUGGUGGGGGAUGUCCGAGGAGGCCAAAGCCACGAUCCUGCACCUGCGGGAGAGUCUGGUGCAGCAGAAGGAAACCAUCCUGGACCAGAGGGAGACCAUCCGGGAUCUGACGGCCAAACUGAACCUGUGCGAGGGUCUGAGCCGCACGCCUGCGCAGCUGGCCCAUCACGCCCAUCACGCCUACCCCACAGCACCCCACGCCGGGCCCCUCGGGCUGGAGCUGGGUCACUACGGCGACGUGGUCGGAGGGCAUCACGCCGGGAAAGGUGCUCUGAGUGAGAAGCACGUGACGGAGGAGGUUCCUUCGCCCUCGUCCACGCCGGAGCAGAUGAGCAAGAUGCUGCAGAGUCUGAAGCAGCGGCUCGACAACCUGCAGACGAGAAACACCUCCAGCAGCUACUCCAGCUCACUGAAGGACCUCCUGCAGAGGAAGAUCGGCGCUCUGGAGCAACAGAUGCAGCACCAUCACUCCACUCACAGCGACCACGAGGAGGAUGAGGUCGGUCACCACGGCGACGAUCACCAUGACGACAGAGACCACGACGACAGCCACAGCGACCACGCCGAUCCUCACGACGAGAGCCACCACGCUGAUCACCAUGAUGACGAUCACCACGGCGACGAUCACCACGAUGACGAUGAUGAUCACCAUGGCGACGAACACCACGAUGGCAAUCACCAUGGCGACGAUCGCUACGAUGGCGAUCGCUACGAUGGCGAUCACCAUGGCGACGAUCGCCACGAUGACAGCCACCAUGAUGACAACAGCCACGACAACGGUCACCAUGACAACGAGGCUUCGGAGCACGGCUCCGCGAGGUUGUCGUAUAACCUGCAGGGUCACAGAGAAGCACAGGGUGCUGGAGCACACAGUAAACUGGACGCGGUGCUCAGUCAGCUUCAGCACAGGCUCACCGACACGGGUUCUAGAAAGAAGAGCAAAGAGGCUUUCCAGAUCGGCUUCCCCAUGAGAACUAACUACAUGUACGGGCGAGUGAAGCGCACGCUGCUGCACGAGAUCUUCUCCUUCACACUGUGUCUGUGGAUGAAGGCUGGCAUCGCCCCGGGGCUCGGGACACCCUUCUCGUACUCCGUGCCUGGACAGGCCAACGAGCUGGUGCUCAUCGAGUGGGGAAACAACCCCAUGGAGCUGCUGGUGGAUGACAGAGCCGUCACUCUUCCGCUCUCAGUGAGUGAUGGUAAAUGGCACCAUGUGUGUGUGACGUGGUCGACGCGGGACGGUCUGUGGGAGGCCUAUCAGGACGGAGUGAAGAGAGGAUCGGGAGAAAACCUGUCACCCUGGCAUCCCAUCAAACCUGGAGGAGUCUUCAUACUGGGACAGGAGCAGGACACACUGGGCGGCCGCUUCGAUGCGACGCAGGCGUUCGUUGGUGAAGUCUCAGACGUUCAGAUGUGGUCUCACGUUCUCACGCCGCAUGACAUCUACAGCCUGGCGUCGUGCGGGGGUCACAUGACCGGCGACAUCAUCGCCUGGGCGGAGUCAGUGGUGGAGCUGCACGGCGGGGUCACCAAAUACCCCUUCGACCCCUGCCAUUAAAGUGCUCUGACGACUCGUAAUCCGGUUUCGAUGCGAAAUUCGUUCAUAAUCACUUCAAAUAUAUUGCCUUCCGUUUAUACAAGAAACUUGAAUGACCCCGUGACCUCCAGGAUUUCAGCAGGGACCCGUUUUGUAUUGUUUUAGUGUUUUGCUCAGAGAAUGUUUUCUUACUGAACUUUUAUAUUUGUAUUCUAUAAAUGGCUUUUCGGUGCCAUUGAACGUUCGAUGCAAGCAUAUGCCAUAUUGUCAUAACUUGAAUAGAAAAGCGUAGAUCACGAAUAGGACAGAAGUGCUAUGAAUGUAGAUGUAAAAAAAUAGAGAAGAACUCUAGCUGAGCAGUUCAAAGACUGAUUUUCUUGUACUGUAAGAAGAAUCUGAAGAUACAGCGACACCAAAGAGAAGAGUCAUGUGUUUGUACAUUGUUUUGUUUUUUCUAUAAUUAAAGUGUAAUUGAAAUCGGUAUUUCCUAGGUUUGACUGUACUGUCCAGACGUUCAAAUAUUUAGCCACCUCGAAACAGAGCUAAAUAAGCAGCUGUUCUGAGAUGCUUUACAGAUUGUUGUGAUUCGAUUUAGGUUUAAUGUGCUGUUAAUUUACUUAAAAGAUCAUUUUACACUAACGUUUGCGUAUCUGUAUGUAUGUUUUGAUUAACCUGUUUUCAUUUGUUUACAGUUUUGAAAGCAGAAAUGCAAUAAAGC